UAUAAUUAAAACAAUAUACAACAUUUCUAUAUGAACGGACAGAUUAGGCUACAAUGCACCCUGAUAUUGACAAAUGACACUUCAACACCUGCAGGCACCGCACCUUUGAAUACAAAGGAAACAUACGCCACCUGGUUGUCUCAGGUGAAAUAGUCCCAAGGUUUCUGCCAGCUCACAUUUCACAGGUGAGCAAGUUAUAAAGCUGCACUGAGCGUGUUUCCAGUUAACAUUGUUAGUUUCUUAUAUGCUCAUGGUAAAAGUUGUAUGAUCACAGUUUUAAUAUUGACAACAAAUAUAUCACAUUAUAGUGUUUUGUGAUGCUCCAAAUCUUUUUAAAGCAUUUAACUCCGCCCACUUGGGUUGGUCCUGAGGUGAGCCGGCUAUAAACAGCUGCUCACAGAGUUGUAGGUGAGACUGACUUCAGCACUCUGGCAGGUAUGACAGCUCAGCAGAAUUUAUUCGGAGUAAAUUCAAAGCUCUCCGCGUCUUGACGAAAAUAAACCGGACUUUACGCAGAAAGCAAAUUGGAUAGGUAAUAUAAAGCGGAACAUACAUCAAAGACAAUGAAGUUGGAGGUGUUGUGUGGUAGCCACUAUAACACGAAGCAUUUCGAGAUGUCCAAGGAUGCAGAAGUGAUUGUGCGCUCUCCCCUUUCUGGCGAGGAGGAGCUCGGUUCGGAUGGAGACUGCGUGGCGAACAGCCCUGCACCUGUUACUCCGUGCUACAGCGGCACAUCCAAGCCGUACACUCGGAGACCCAAACCCCCGUUCUCGUACAUCGCUCUCAUCGCCAUGGCCAUCCGGGACUCCUCCUCUGAAAGUCUGACUCUGGCAGAAAUAAACGACUAUCUGAUGAAGAGAUUCCCCUUCUUCAGAGGCAGCUACACCGGCUGGAGGAACUCUGUUCGACACAACCUGUCUCUGAAUGACUGCUUCCUCAAAGUGCUCAGGGACCCGUCCAGACCUUGGGGAAAGGAUAAUUACUGGAUGCUCAAUCCCCACAGCGAGUACACAUUUGCUGAUGGGGUGUUCCAGCGCAGAAGAAAACGCAUUGAUAAAAAAUCAAACAGAGAGCCAAAGGUGUCCGCAGAGGAGCCGCCGAGCAUUCAGCAGACUGCCCCCGCCACCAAGACUGAUUCAUGCGUCAAGUUUACAAGUUCCUUUGCGAUAGACAGCAUCCUCAGCAAACCUUUCAAUAGAAACUCAAACAUGGGACAUUUACCUCACCCCCCUGCCCCCACCCCCACCUGGCCGCACUACACUGGACUAAUGAUGGCUCAUUUGAAUACACCUGCCUCGUUUUCAUACGUCAAGUCAGCCUGCUGCAUGGACUCCUUUUCUGCGCAUGUGCCAAACGGCUAUCAGUGCAGACUGGCGUCACAGACAGUUCUUCAAUAUCAGACAUAAAUGUUUAUUUGAUGAUUACAAAUCCUCAUUGUGGACUGAUGAUGGACAAAAAGGAGGAUGAAGAGUUGACUUUAUUUUAAUGCCAAGGUGUUACAGAAUUGUUGUACCGUUUUAAGCAUUAUCAGAUUUGAUAUUUUAUACAGAAUUGUUUGUUAUAAAUGUUGCUGAACUGACUUGUAUUUUUUUCGUUUUUUUUAAAUGCACUUUGACUGUUGUGUCUAUUUCUUUAAUAAAGGUGUGCUCUUUACAAUGAAAUAAAAA
Gymnodraco acuticeps is the source of this 1667-nucleotide messenger RNA. It is a transcript of the gene foxq1a, whose product is annotated as forkhead box Q1a. Lineage: Eukaryota; Metazoa; Chordata; Actinopteri; Perciformes; Bathydraconidae. The transcript has a single exon. The coding region runs from base 564 to 1406 and encodes 280 amino acids. Gene Ontology annotation, biological process: anatomical structure morphogenesis; regulation of transcription by RNA polymerase II; cell differentiation. The record is from RefSeq and is a predicted model, not a curated record. Gene Ontology annotation, molecular function: RNA polymerase II cis-regulatory region sequence-specific DNA binding; DNA-binding transcription factor activity, RNA polymerase II-specific.